AUGAAUUUACAAUUUAAUAUUCCAAAUAAUAAUAAUAAUACUCGUCGUACUCAUAUGUCUAUAAAUCGUCCACUUCCACAAACCAUUCCAUCAUAUAUUCAUUUACGUCCACAUAUUAAUAAAAAACCAAAUCUUUAUAAUGCAGGACAACGAAAAAAUUCCCAUCCCUAUCGAAAAUUUCAAACUGGCUCAACAACUACCUUUUCCGGUUAUACCAAUAUAUCCAACUAUAAUCAUAAUACUAUUACUAGUACUAAUAAUAAAAACAAUAAUAAUAGUCAUUAUCAUCAACAUCAACAAAAACAAUAUAAUAAUAAGAAUACUCAUUUAAAAUCUUCAAAUAGUAAAAAAAUACCUUGUCUUAUGUCUGUCGAUCUUAUGUCUGUCGAUCUUUUCCAACAACCACCAAGAAAAAAUCGUCGCAAAAUAGAACAUGCUGAACAAUAUAAAAAACAAACAGUAUUACAUCAACACGAAAUAAUGAAAUAUCAUGAAAAUAAUAAUAAUAAAUUAAAAGGUUUAAUUUUAUCGGAUUCAAUUUGUAAAUACGUGCGACCAGAGGAGGUAAGUGCCGAUAAUAUACAGGUAAAAAUAUCUUUUGAAUCUGGCUGCGAUUGCAGCAGAAUGUUAACAUUUUUAGAAGAACAAAAUAUUGAUCAAAGUAGUAUAUUCCAAGCUGAUUUUGUAAUUUUUUCUCUAUGUACAAAUGAUGUUGCUAAUUUAGGUUCUGAUCUUGCUAUGAAAAAUUGUCGUAUUUUAAUAGAACGUAUACGAAAAUUAUUUCCUCAUUUGAAAUCAAUUGGAUGGCUAGCACUUUCACCACGAUCAAAACCAUCUAAAUUAUUCAAUUCUAUAACUAUUAAUGAGAAAUAUCAAGAAUUUAAUCAAUAUCUUACGAAAUUAUCAAAAGAAAUGAAUUUUGAAAUAAUUAAUGCCAAUCUCCAACACCAACACAUGCAUUACGAUGGUUUACAUCCAUCAAUACAAUCGGGACGUGCUUUGAUCGAAAAAGCAUUUUAUAACUGGUUCGUAAAACAGACAAAACAAGUUUCUAUAACAUCACAUCAUCAUCACUCUACUAUUAUUGCUAAUCAUGAUCAACAUAAUCAGACUACAACGGCUCAUAAUAAUAAUAAUCGUCAUCAUCAUAAUCAUACUACAACUGUUCAUAACAAUAAUAAUCGUCAUCAUCAUAACCAUACCACUACUGAUUAUAAUCAUUAUAAUCAUGCUACUGGUACUACUAAUCGUAAUCAUUAUAAUCAUGCUACUGCUACUACUAAUCAUAAUCAUUAUAAUCUUUCUACUGCUACUGCUACUAAUAUUUAUCAUCAUCAUAAUUCUACUACUACUAAUAAUAAUAAUAAUAUCCGUACUAUGAAUAAUAAGAAUACUCACAAUAAAAACAAUACCAAUCGGUUAAAAAAGAAAGAUACAUUAAAAAAAUGA
Rotaria sordida is the source of this 1449-nucleotide messenger RNA. NCBI's taxonomy places the organism in Eukaryota, Metazoa, Rotifera, Eurotatoria, Philodinida, Philodinidae. The record is from the annotation of a GenBank genome assembly.